Messenger RNA from Aspergillus wentii DTO 134E9, 3870 nucleotides. RefSeq lists its product as uncharacterized. The record is from RefSeq and is a predicted model, not a curated record. The transcript has 2 exons. Lineage: Eukaryota; Fungi; Ascomycota; Eurotiomycetes; Eurotiales; Aspergillaceae. The coding region runs from base 1 to 3870 and encodes 1289 amino acids.
AUGGCAACAAUACAUCCCUCCAAAGGCCCCGAGUCUUUCGACUUGGGCGUUGCCCGUUCGCGCAGUACCAGCAUGUCCAGCGAUUCGCAACUUCCUCGGAGCAAUCUGUUUGCUCCCCCGCCCGUCAAUCCCCCGCCGGCCUUUAUCGCAUCAUCUGCCGCUUCGCAGAUCAUCACCGCGGACCAGGAAUUCAACACGGCCGAUUUUGUAGCCGAAGACGAAAGUGGCACAGGUGCGAGCGCUCUCGUCACGCCAGCAGCUCUCGGGCUCUUGAACGGGUUUCUUGACCAUCUCCUUUUCAAUAUUUUGGCGGCGUCCAAAUCGACACAAUUAACAUCCAUCCGACCAGCGGUGGCCGAGGUGUUGAAACCCCGGCUCGCGAAAGAGGUCGUCUCCGCCGCAGAUGACGAACUGAGUGAGUACAUGGGCGGCGCGGAAGAUGAACAAUACGACUUCCGCGGGGGUCGGGAACCCGCCGGGGAAUUUGACCUGCUUCGCUCGUGGAAACUGACCCGUCUGCGCUGCAUGGUGUAUACACGGUUGGGUGAUAUGGAGGAGGACGACGAGGAUGAGUAUAUCGCGCAAGAUGGCCUUGUCGAUCGAGAAGGUGCCCCGCGGAGAUUCACCAGCCACGAAGGCAACAUCACUCCCGCGGCUGCCAUCUUCCUCACAUCCAUUAUCGAACAUCUCGGUGAGCAGGGGUUGGUGAUCGCCGGUGAAACGGCCCGGUCUCGAUUGGCAACGAGACUCGGCGUUGAGCACGACGAGGUCACCGAAUCAGGCGCGGAGCGAGGCAGUAUGAACCGCCUUGUGGUGGAAGAUCAUGACAUGGAAAAGCUGGCCUUGAAUGCGACUCUGGGAAGACUUUGGCGCACUUGGAGAAAACGUCUUCGCGCGCUCACUCUCUCGCGCACUGUCUCUAGAGAAUCAUUUAUGCGCCGUAACAUCACAAACCCGACCCUAGCUGGUAGUCGCAAGAGCAGCAUCGUCACCAUCGAUGAGAUGCAGCCGCACUCUAUCGAAUCGCAAGCCACUGGACCCAAAGAGCUUGACCCUGCCUCCAUCCCACUGCCGAUGAGCGAGCACGAUGUCAAGGAAAUCGAGAUCCCGGGUUUUCACGCCGAUAUAGAUGGCGAGAUCCAGACUAUGCAGGCCGUGGUCGCCCACAAAGUCCGCCCCAGGAGUUUGAUGGUCCUCUGUUCGCCCUCCACUUCUUCACCAAGAUCACCAUCAUCCAUGACAAGCUCUCCCGUUACUCCAAUCCAGAUCGGAAAAACGCGCCAUGCCCGAUCGAGAUCUUUGCCCAACGCCUCCUCUGACGCACCGAGCGCCCCAGAAGGUGAAAACACUCUUGCUCAAGCCUCUCCCACCCCGUCUGAAGAACGACGAAGGCUGGAAACUAUGUAUGAGCACGAGGAACCAGUGGAACCUACUGAGUUCAAGAUGGCUGUCGCUUCCAAGUCGCAGCAAGGCGAAGUCACGACAGAGGAGGGAGUGAGCAGUGUUGCCGAACAGAAAAGGAGUCGUGAUUUGGAAGCCCCUAUUACAUCCCCGCAGACUGAUGCAUCGUCGCUUGAAGUUGCAACUAGUCAAAUCAGUAGCGCACAGACUUCAGCUGAGGGCAUGAGCGAUCGGCAACAAGAGGAUUCAGAGGAGAUUUUUGAAGGGCGCGGAAUGUGCGAAAAAGCCCCUAAGCCGGUUUCUAUACAACGACCCAAGCGAAAAUCCAGCAGGGACCCGUCGAGAAGAGAAGACAGGUCAAUUUCUUCAUCUGUGGCCAGCGAACCAGCGGUGCAGACUGUCGCUGAAGAUCGGCCGCCAACGCAAGGGGGGGGAGACUCCCCACCAGUGCAGCACGCCGUCAGUGAUAACAAUGCUCCUAAAGAACCCUCCGAAUCAGUUGCCUCUUCCACCACAUCCCCUGCCCCUCAAACUUUCCUCGCAAACGAUGAUGAUGAUGACGACGACGAUAAUGACUCCGUGGCCGUGGCCAGCAAGCCAGUUCAGGACCUGGCGGGUAUUUCAGAACCCGGUAGACCCGCCUCUGGUGAAAGCGGACGCUCUGAACGCUCGCGCACUCGACCAAAGCCCAGCCCUUUGUCUCUCACAACAUCAAGUUUGCAUGGUCAAGGACGGUCAAGCCCGACAGUAACAACACCUGGAACCGAACGAGCAGCUGUUCAGCGCUUGUCAUCCCGGCCAUCGACAUCAAUGGCCUCCUCUACCUAUUCCAGAUCUCGUCGAUCAGACAGCUUCAGCAGCGCCCGUGAAAAACGUCCAGUUACGGCCGGAUCAACCACAUCUCAAGUUUCGCACAAACUGAAAGGCCUUAUUAGCCGACCACAGGGUGAUUCCGGCUCUACGCGCGUUCGAAGCUCCUCUGAGACAAGUCGAGCAUCUGCUGAUAGCGGCGAAUCGGCGUACGCUGAUAGAUCUGGAUUGGAUAAGUUGAUCCGCAGCGAUGAAACGAUUCACUUCACCCUCACACCGAGGAGCAUGAGGGAGAUGGAGAUACCUGAUUCGCCCCGAUGGAGAGCUAAUCGUUCGGACACUGCGGACUUGGCUGACCUCCUGAAAAAUACGCCUCUCCCCGGAGAUGAAUCGCGACCGCGAACAUCCAACGCCUCUUCCAGAGGAACAUUGGAUUUCCCACCGGUUUCCAAAUCCAAAUCUUCCGAUCUACCCAAACACAAACCCACUAUCCAAGAACCCCGAUCGAGCCUGGGGCAAAAACCGAGACUGGGCGCGGCACGGGAUGCAAGGGCGACCAAUGGAUCAACUCGUGAUUUUGCCGACUUUCUCAAGUCCACCGGCCCUGAUACUCCCCGAAGCGUGCCUGACGGUGCCCAGUCCCCGCGCUCGCGCCGGCUCUCGGACGCUACUAUCAUAUCCAAGAAGUUUUCGCGGCCUGCAAGCGCUCUCUCGAAGGACGCGGCUUCAACUCGGAGUAGCCCAAAGCUGCAGGCUCGCCCCGCCGCAGCCGCAAAGAGUGAGCAAACCUCGGACCUAAUAGACUUCAUUCGCGAAGGACCACCAAUGUCAGGAGCUCAUCGCAUUCCUCGUACAGUUGCUCCUUUCCGGAAUACAAUGGACUCAGAUGACUUGCGGCCAUUCGACUCUGCACAACUUCAGCAAGAUCCCCCUACCAGAGACUCGGUUGCCAGCACUCAAGAUGAGUCCGUGGCGAACAAGUCCCUUGCCUCAUUUGGAUCACGCACUGGACUUCUCGAUUCUGUCGCCCGCACGAACGCCCAAGCAGCGCCUAUCAAACAGGCACCGCCGCCUUCAAGUAGCGCAAAUGAAUUUGACGACCCCUUCCCAGUGCGGAAACAACGCCGAGUGCCAGACCCCUACGCCAUUGAUUCUGAUGACGAUGACGAUGAGUUGGAAGAGCUCCUAGAGCCAUCAAAACCGAAGCGAGAGGAAGAAAGCUUGAUUGACUUCCUGCGUAAUGCUCCUCCGCCCGAGUCGGACACGCCGCCACAGCCUCUGGCUAUCGACGUAUCAUCAUACAAGAGCUCUAGCCUUGCAAACGCGUCCUCUAUGAAGGCUCGCUUUCUUCGCACCACUGGCGGCUCUUCGAAGUCUUCCACGCGACAAGACUCCGGUAACUUUUCUGCCGGUCAAUCAAACUAUGCUGCGAAGGUUGGCCAGGAGCGGGGUGCAGGAGCUGCAGUUCAUGUCACUCACGGUACACCACCUGCUCAGUCUCAGAGACAGACUGAUACCAGCGCACUGGCCGACUUCCUUAGAAACACUGGACCCCCGGAGCCUCCAGCUAGAGCUGCAUCCUCGCUCGCAGGCAGCAAGAAAGAAUCAACAAACACUCUUUCUCGGCUCUUUGCCCGUCGGAAGAAGGUCGAGGCCUGA